This is a messenger RNA of Drosophila melanogaster (fruit fly), 3692 nucleotides long. RefSeq lists its product as uncharacterized. Lineage: Eukaryota; Metazoa; Arthropoda; Insecta; Diptera; Drosophilidae. The record is from RefSeq and is marked reviewed. The transcript has 4 exons. Bases 69 to 3503 code for a protein of 1144 amino acids.
UUUUUCCGGAAACUUUAGCGCAGUCAAGUCAUCUAAUGCACCCUCCGGCGAGUUUUCUGAAUAACAAGAUGAGAAGUCCAGCGUUUAAUCCAAACGCAAAUCGGCGAAAUCCACCAAGUCCGCAACCGCACGUUGAUGAAAAUCGCCAUGAGCAUGGACGCGUGCGCAAUCAGCGGCAGGCGCCCCGCCCAAGAUUCCACCAACCAUCACAUGUGAAUGUUUCAGCAAUUUAUUUGCCAUUGUACUCCGUGCCAAGUACGCCGACUACCACCCCUGCGCGUUUUGGGGACACGCAGGGCUUUUACCGCAACGGCUGUUGGUACAAUAGCGAAUUCAAUCGGGAGCCAAUAUCGGCUAAUAAUCAGCAAUUGUAUCUACUGGUAUAUGUGCCAUCAGACACCAAUAUCCAGCCUGUUCAAAUCAUACGGCAGGUGCCUCCGAUUCAAGGGUCAUCACCACCACAACCACAACCGCAGCCACAACCAACGGCGCCACCAACACCACCACCACCACCACCCCAGUUUGUGGUAAACCGUCCCCGUGGGCCGGUGAAUUAUGUUAUGACCGCGCAGCCGCCACAGGGCAGCCGCCCUGUGUAUGCACAGUAUCCACAGGCACAGCCAAUGUACGCAAUGCCAAGAGCUACUGUGCCAUCGAUUCCAGAAGUCCAGACACUACCACACCAAGCCCCGUCACAAUAUCGACCGACUCAAAUUGAUGUUGCUCCAAGGAUGAUGCACCGAGGGGUUCAGGUACCCCCACACUGUCGGCGACCAUCAUUUAGACAGCCGUUACGGCAAAAUCCAGCACCACAAACUAUAGGACAUGCUCCAUCACGGAUGCAUUUACCAGGCGCUGGAGGCCACAACCUUCCAUCCCAGAAUCUCUCAACAAAUCGUCCAACUCCACUUAACCCUUGUAAGGGGCAAUCCGAUCCUGCUCCAGUGCAGAUGUCUCCUCAAGUCCAGGUACCACACUGCAUUAUGGCCACGGUGGAGCCCGAGGUGGCAGUAUCCAGAUUGAACGGUCCAAGUGGAACCAUUGAUUCUGAUCGUCCAGCCCAAGCUGUUACAGUUGUCGAGCGUCAGAAACAUACUUACGAGUCCGAUGUAUCAAUGGAGGAGCCAGUGAUCAAGGCGGUCCAAAAUCAUAUGCCGCAAAGCCAUUUAGUGCCACCCGUAAUUGUAGCCCAACCAGACAAUGUUGUAGUCAAUGAUGCUAAUGGUACACAAAUGCCGGUUGAUCCACCACCAACUGGAGCUACCAUUGUGGCUCUUGCCAAGGAAAAUGAUUCAAAUUCGAUUGCAAACUCUGUCUUGGUGCAUUGUGCUAAUGUUAAUGAGGCUAAAAAGCCUCAGAAGGAGAUUGCUAAUAGUUCAGUUGUAAAACAGCAGGAGGUUAUGGUUAUGCAAACGGAACAGCUCAAAUCUCCGAAACCCAAGCUAAAGAAUAUUCAGCAGUCAAAGAUUCCAAUCGCUGAUACAACACCAGAAGCGGAAACUGAGCAACCCACUAUCACUGACCAUCCGAAGCCAAUUGACCAGGCACAUGCCAUCAACACCUUGCCGGAGCAGGUACCACAGCCAACGAACACCAAUGCAAGCCGUUCAUCUGUAAAACAAACUACGCUGGAUAUUAUCUGUGCAAACAUGAAAGCAUUACGAAUUUCGGAGUCGCCCAAAAGCAAUACGCCGAAGAAUCCAAAGGUCUAUAUGAAUCAUUGGCCCCCAUUGGCUGCCAAAAAGGAUCAUGUCAGUAAUUCAUUUAACUCGAACGAUACGCCACCGAAAAGCCAUACAGCGGAGGAGCAAUCAGUAGCAUCUGUUUUGAAAAUCGCUAAAAAUCGCCAACAGCAAUCAGGAUUAGUUAGUUCAUUGAACUCAAAUGCUGAUCAUAAGAUGACUCAAAAAUCUGAUGACAAAAAGACACCAGAUAACGAUUCAAAGCGUCGAUCAAUGGCCACAGAAAAACGCAAUUCUGCUCUACCAUCGAUAAACAAAAACAAACGGUCAUACGAUAAAGUUAUACAACCAAAUCCACCAAGGACCUUGGUCCUGCACAAUUCGCCUCGGUCGCCAGCGAGUUCCCAAUUCACGCCUGUGGUGGUCAAAAAACGUAAUAUUUCUGGGCCAUCGCAGAGAGAAAAGAAUGUGCUCAAUGAAAAUGUUUUGAAACCACCAGUGUUUAAAAAACCCUUAGGGCACAAUAAUGUGCAGCCAAAAAAGCCAUUUGUUGAUUUGAAAACUCUAGGGACGAACAUGUUUGACCUUCUGGUAGAGCCGGAUAAGGAGGAUGACAACGGCGAGAACACUAAUGAGCAAGAUGAUCCGUCCAUCGACGAUGUUAGUACUCCAUCAAAGCGUUCCAAAUCGCAGAAGGAGAAGAGGCGCUUCAAGAAACAAAAGACGGCCCUUGAAAAGCAGAUCAAACUCACGAAGUUGGCCCAAAAGGAGGCGAAGCGUGCCGAAAAAGCAAAGGAAAAGGCCAAGAACUCGAAUGGGAAAAACGCGUUGGCUAUUCAAUCCAAUUCAACCGAACAACCGGCUAACCAAACCGUUUCGGGUGGCAUACUUGGGAACUUGGCUCAAGAAACCAAAUUCUUUUAUCAACUGACCGAUGUGCUGGGAACUCCUUCGCCAUCUCAACCAGGAGCUCCUCCGUCGCCAAGUGUUUCCCGUUCGGAAGUGAACAUCAAAGCGCGCAGGAAGAAGCAGCCCAUGAAGUUGAGCACAUUCUUAUCGGCUGUGAAUCAUGCCGCAUUGAAAAGAAAUCCCCAUGUUUCCGCAAAAAGCAAUCUGUUCGAGCGCAGAUCAUAUGGAAUUAACAAAGAAACACCAACCCAAACAAGUACAGAUUCCGCUGCAGGAGCUCCUUUUCGUUUCAACGCAGCAGAGUCAAUGCCGAUAUCCAAGCCCGCUGCAGAAGUUCCUUCGCGUUCCAACGCAUUAGAUGCUGUACUCAAGAUGGCAACGCCGAUAUCCAAUCCGCUGCCAAAACCGUCCCUAUGGUUGCCAUAUAAUGUGCGACCAGCGGCAUCGAUGGCCAAGGAUAAUUUCAAACUAAAUCGAGAUGUGGUGAGCUCAUCCGAAUCACCAUCAUUGCAAAUCGAUAUGGCCAAGCAAAAUGCUGAUAAGCUGGCAUCAGCAUCUUCAUCUCCAUCUCCAUCCCCAUCCCCAUCCCCAUCUCUAUCUCCAUCUCCAUCUUCAUCUUCAUCUUCAUCUUCAUCUUCAUCUUCAUCUCCAUCUUCAUCUUCAUCUUCAUCUCCAUCUCCAUCUCUAUCUUUAUCUCUAUCUCCAUCUUUAUCUCUAUCUCCAUCUCUAUCUCCAUCUCUAUCUCUAUCUCCAUCUCUAUCUCUAUCUCUAUCUCUAUCACCAUCUCCAUCUUCAUCUUCAUCAGGAACAGCACCAGCAACCCUUCAAAAUAAUGUAUGGAAUUUUAAUUCCAGUCCUGGCGAAGUUAUUAGCUUGCCACUCAGCAAGCAUGCUGAAGAUCCCGACCAGUAAACCAGGAGAGAAUCCAUCAAAAGAAUCCACCCGAAACCAAAAGAAGACUGUCAAAUCAUAAAUACCUCGUCAUGGUAUUAUAAAAGCAUUUCGAAUAUCAAACAAUAUUUGUGAUCGAAUUCGAAGUCAUCACUAGUCACCGUCACCUUUGACCACCAUUUACACACUGUGUUUUGUAAAUUUACACAC